Salarias fasciatus (jewelled blenny) is the source of this 2555-nucleotide messenger RNA. RefSeq names its product family with sequence similarity 98 member B (gene tslig3b). Gene Ontology annotation, cellular component: tRNA-splicing ligase complex. NCBI's taxonomy places the organism in Eukaryota, Metazoa, Chordata, Actinopteri, Blenniiformes, Blenniidae. The transcript is spliced from 8 exons. The record is from RefSeq and is a predicted model, not a curated record. Bases 129 to 1325 code for a protein of 398 amino acids.
CACCAUGCUUUCGUUGUGUAAAAUGAAUGAGUGUUCGAUCUAAAAAUGUUGACAAAGUUCAACUCUUACCUUGACUGUAUUUUCUAAGCUGCUUAAAACGUAAAAUUAUCAACCCCGCGGAUUACGUCAUGGAGAGUGACAUUUUAGACAGUCUGGAGCAGCUGGGAUACGACGGUCCUCUGCUGGAGGAGAAGGCGCUGCUCGGAGCCGCUGAGGGCGGCCUGUCCUCCCCGGGGUACGUGGACCUGUGCCGGUGGCUGGCGUCCAGGUUACAGCCGCUGUGCGACCUGGAGGAGAGCAUCACCUCUGGUCCAGAUGACUUGGACAGUCUUCAGGUGGAGAUGAGCGGCUUGAUGAAGGAGCUGCACUGCCCCUACGAAGAGGCCGUUUCAGGGCUCCUUAAAGGCAGCACGCGAAACACAAAGGAUCACCUCAAGUUCUUAUUGUUCCUCAGCUCGGAGCUUCAGGCCACUCAGAUGAUGAGGACCAAACAAGUCUCAGAUCAACAACAAGACAAGAGUCCAGUUUAUCAGGAGCUGGGAGCCAUCUGUGAGACUCUGAAGCUGGCCGACCCUGGAGGAGGAGGAGAUGCUGCCGAAGUUUUAUCUCAGGUUCAAAACAAGGUUGAAAAACAGCUCCAGCUCCUCCCCGGCGGCUCUGUUGGAAACCCGGUGCUGAAGACGCCUCUCAGUAGCGACCAGUGGGAGAAGCUGCACAGCAUCAACGCGGCUCUGUCGUCGGAGUACGAGUGCCGCCGCAGGAUGCUGAUCAAGAGGCUGGACGUCACGGUUCAGUCGUUCGGGUGGUCCGACAGAGCCAAGGUGAAGGUGGACAGCAUGGCCAGAGCCUACCAGCCCAAGAGACACUCGCUGAGGCCGCAGCCGUCGGUGGGCGUGGCCGAGCUGCUGGCCGCCCGGGAGGACGUCUGCAACGUGGUGAAGACGAGCAGCGGCUCCAGCAGGGAGAAGACUGUGUGCGCAGUCAACAAGAUCCUGAUGGGACGAGUGCCGGACCGAGGAGGUCGACCCUCAGAGAUACAGGCUCCGCCUCCCGAGAUGCCGCCAUGGCAGAAACGACAGGAUGGCGGAGGAGGCUGGGGAGGACGAGGAGGAGGAGGACGGGGAGGAGGAGGAGGCUGGGGGGGCAGAGGAGGAGGAGGAAACUGGGGAGGCGGUGGAGGAGGAGGCUGGGGAGGAGGAGGAGGCGGCGGCGGCGGAGGAUGGAAAGGAGGUGGUGGAGGAGGAGGUAGAUGGCAACAAGGAGGACACAGCAGACAUGGAGAUUAUGGAGGACACGGAGGGAAGAGGGGGCGGUACCAGUAUUAGCUCCUGCUGUUUUACUUUUAAAAAGUAUUGUUUUAACUUGUGUGUUUUUAUCAAAAAGUGUUUUUCUUUUAAUACAUGACCUCAAUUGUUUUUUUUUUUUAAGUUUUAUGUGAACGGAGGAAUCACAUUUUUCUCAGACUGACUGGCUCUUCCUCAAGCUUCUGCUUUUACUCUAAUCAGUGUUUGGUUUGACUUUCGUCUCCCCAGUGUUUAAUUCUUGAGGCGCUGCCGUGUUUAUAUGACAAUUCUCUCAUAGGAACGAAUGAACUGAAGACGGACCGCGUCGUCCUGAUCACAGGCUGGAGAAGCUUACCUGUUUGUACUAAAGGAAGUGAACGAGCUGCUACGAACUGGAAAUCAAUGAAACCAAUGCGAUCAAUAAGUGGAAGUAGUUCCCUUAAACACAUCUAGAAACUAGCAGAAAGCAGAAACAAAUGGCUUUGUGUCUUUCGCUGUAGUUCUGGAGGCAUCUGGACUGUUGAAGAAUCACCGGAUAUCAUGAUAAAUACACUACAAACUGUGCUUUUCUGACUGAAAAGCAGUUCAUAAAAGGAGUCCAGACAUGUUUGGAAAGUGAUGCAUCCAAUUUUUUACUAGCCUGGCAUGCCAGACUGACUUUAUUUAUGUGUUACACACGUAUAAAGACAUGUUUCCCCAUGUAUCCGUGAGCAUGGAGAGACAGUCUGGCGUGCCAGGCUAAUUUUUUUGCAGCUCCUCUUCCAUUUUAGUGCAGCGGCGGCUGAAGCUGAAGAGCUACUACUAGGAAAACGGUGAACUUAGAGCCGCAGGUUUACCUCUAAUGCAUGUUUCUGGAGAUAGGAAAGCUCUGCGCAGGCCGGACCCAAACUGGGGAUUUUCCUCCUGUGCAGCUCUGUUUUUUAACCCCGAAGUGUGAAGAUCUGAUCUGAAGCGGUUGCAGAGGAUCAGACACGGAAAUUCUACACUUGGAACCUUCAUGCUGACAUUAAUGAACUGCAUCAUGAAGUCAAACUCCAUUUUUUUAAUGAGAUGGUUAGAGGUUUAUAUGGAUUUUUUUUUAUCAUUUAUUUACCACUGAGUAAAUGAUUGUUUUCUCGCCCCUUCCUCCAGUUGGCCUCCGUUACAGGCUGUGAACCCACAGACUCACCCGCUUUCAGGUUUCUCAAAGUUUUAAUCUGAUCAUCUGAAUUUUCUCAAAUACAAAUAAAAGAACUAUCGAAAUGUGUAUUUUACAUUUCAGGUGAAAAAUAA